UUCAAGCUCGUGCGCUUGGCCCAGCAGCACUUCGGCCAGUGUCAACCAGAGGAAAGCAAAGAGUUGAAAGUUUGAAGCAGACUUUAGACACUUUUAAUCGGAUGAUUCUGCGCCGCCACAUGGGACUUUUGAGUUUGCGUAAAAUCGUUCAGGGAUAAGAAAAAAAAUAAAUAAAUUGCGGGGUCUCCAAACUCGUGCGCAGUUGUUGUUUGCGUGUUUCUUUUGCGUCUCCAAUCAUUCAGAGGAAGAUCUAAAGUUCUGAGAUGAGGGCGCUCAGGAUGGUUCCGUCGGUGCUGCUGCUGGUUCUGGUGCUGUCCGGCGCACUUUACGCACGGAGGUUCCGGGGUGGCCGCAACUCGCAACAACAACAGCAGCGGCGCGCGCCCCCUUCUCCCACGCACCGGGGGGACACCACGGAGAGCUUCCCGCUGGAUUUCACGGCGGUGGAGGACAACAUGGACAACUUCAUGACGCAGGUGAAGAACCUGGCCCAGUCCCUGUACCCGUGCUCGGCGCAGAAGCUCGACCACGACAUGAAGCUGAACUUUCUGCUGAACACAUCGGUCACCUGCAACGAUGGGAGUCCCGCAGGGUACUACCUGAAAGAGUCUCGAGGCAGCAAAAGGUGGUUGAUAUUCCUCGAAGGCGGCUGGUACUGCUUCAACAAGGAGAACUGCGAGAGCCGUUACGAGACCAUGAGGAGGCUGAUGAGCUCAUCCAAGUGGCCCCAGACGAAAAGAGGCGCGGGGAUCCUGUCUCCGCUGCCUGAGGAAAACCCGCACUGGUGGAAUGCAAACAUGGUGUUUGUUCCAUACUGCUCCAGUGAUGUGUGGAGCGGCGCCGCGGCCAAAACAGAGCAGAGUGGCUAUGCCUUUAUGGGCUCACUGAUUAUUCAGGAGGUCGUGAAAGAUCUGCUGAGCAAAGGUCUGGACACCGCCAGGGUCCUCCUCUUGGCAGGAAGCAGUGCGGGUGGUACCGGAGUUCUUCUGAAUGUGGAUCGUGUGUCUGAGCUGCUGGGAGAGCUGGGCUACGCUGCCAUCCAAGUGCGAGGCCUCUCCGACUCGGGCUGGUUCCUGGACAACAAGCAGUACCACUGCACGGACUGCGUGGACGCCGCCAACUGCACCCCCACAGAGACGAUCAAGAGAGGCAUCAAGUACUGGGGCAGUGUGGUGCCAGAGAGGUGCAAAGAAACCCACGAAGGGGAGGAGUGGAACUGUUUCUUUGGAUAUCGAGUUUUCCCGUCAAUUAAAAGCCCAGUGUUUGUGGUUCAGUGGCUGUUUGACGAGGCCCAGCUGACGGUGGACAACAUCCAGCUGACAGGCCAGCCUGUGCAGGAAGGCCAGUGGCGUUACAUCCAAAACCUGGGCAUCGAGCUGAGGAACACACUCAAAGAUGUCCCGGCCAUGUUUGCCCCAGCAUGUCUAUCACAUGAAGUAAUCACCAGAAGCUACUGGAUCGACGUGCAGGUUAAAGGCACCUCUUUGCCCCGGGCGCUGCACUGCUGGGACCGCAGCCUCCACGACAGCAGGAACAACAAGGCGCCGCCCAAAGCCUGCCCCGUGCACCUCAUCGACAACUGCCCGUGGCCGCACUGCAACCCCACCUGCCCCACCAUCCGAGACCAGUUCACGGGGCAGGAGAUGAACGUCAUCCAGUUCCUCAUGCACAUGGGCUUCGACGUACAGAAGAUGGCCCAGCAGCAGGGCAUGGACCCGAGCAAGCUACUGGGCAUGCUCAGCAGCGGCAGCUAAGAGGCGGGGCAGGGCGCCCCACUAACACUCUAAGCUAAGCAGAGCUGGUUUAUGACCAGUUUCCCAUCACUGAUACCUCCAUCUCACUUCACCUCUCACCUCUACCUGUAGUCAGUUCACCGUUGACCUCCUGUCUAAACCCACGUGUUUCGAUUUGAUCCCAAAAGAACCUGCGUGACAAGGCUCUACUUUCUGCUGCUCCUUGGGGGGGAAAAAUAUCUUUUGUUUUGUAAAAGAAAAUUAUAACGAAUGUAAUCCAGUUUUAAGGAUGCUAAUUGAUAGUUUCUAUAAGUUUCAUCCUAACAUUGUAAGGUUAGAUUUAGUUAACGCAAAAAAAAGAAGCAAAAUAAAGGAUGAUCUUUUAUUUAGUUGGUAUAGAGUUUAUAACAAAACACUUAUUUUUCUUUAAGUAUCAAAUUUCAAAUGAUGCAGAAACAGGGUAAAAUGAUCAGGUGACAAAAAGCACUCAAGAGGAGCUUUAUAUAGCUCUGAAACAAACGCGAAAGGCAGAACUAAUGCCUUUCGAAAAAUAGCUAAAAUAUUUAAAAGAAUAAUAAAAAAACUUUAUGUUGUGGUGCUGAUUAAGAAAUAAAGAACAAAAGUUGUAAUCCAGCUGACAAAUUUCUACUUUUGUUAGCUCUAAAUGUGUCAUAAAAUCAGUUGUAUUAUGAAAUGGUGCUAAAGUGGGCCUGGAAACACACCAUCAUCACCAUCAUCAUCAUCAUCAUCAUCAUCAUCAU
Messenger RNA from Austrofundulus limnaeus, 2494 nucleotides. It is a transcript of the gene notum1a, whose product is annotated as notum, palmitoleoyl-protein carboxylesterase a. Gene Ontology annotation, biological process: negative regulation of canonical Wnt signaling pathway; protein depalmitoleylation. Gene Ontology annotation, molecular function: palmitoleyl hydrolase activity. The transcript has 11 exons. The record is from RefSeq and is a predicted model, not a curated record. Bases 264 to 1754 code for a protein of 496 amino acids. Lineage: Eukaryota; Metazoa; Chordata; Actinopteri; Cyprinodontiformes; Rivulidae.